Molecule: messenger RNA, 1611 nt
Organism: Aspergillus pseudotamarii
Lineage: Eukaryota; Fungi; Ascomycota; Eurotiomycetes; Eurotiales; Aspergillaceae
Product: DMT family transporter
Exons: 2
Coding region: 256-1581 (441 amino acids)
Cellular component (GO): membrane
Source: RefSeq, a predicted model, not a curated record
CUUUUUAUUAUUUUCUUUAUAUCUUCUUUAAAAAGAAUAAACGAAUGAAUGAAUGAAUGAAUGAAUAACUAAAUUAAUUAAUUAAUUAAUUGAACUACUACAGGAGGAGAUCCAUUAGUCAUUGAGCAACCCCGAUUUCUUUGCUUAAAACCGUCUACUUUAUACCUAUCUCUUUUUCCUUCUCCUCUAUUUCUUCGGUUCUUCAGCCUCCAGGAGACAAGAAAAGGAUUAAAUACCAGCUCACAUCGACUGAAUAUGAUGCGUCCGUCGGCGUCUAGUCCGGAUGAGAGCCAGCAUCCUGUCGAGGAUGUCAGGUCCGAGUCAGUAGCCAAAUCCGACCCUCGCAGUGUGUUCUCCGCGGUGUUCGGUUGGAGCAGAAAGCGCCGAGACAACACCCAUGAAGAUGAAGAUGAACGGAGACCCUUACUCGGAUCAAACUCGCCAAUGUCACCGUCACCAUCAUCAUUAUCAUCAUGGUGGAAAACGACAUGGGAUUCGGCACAGGAACUCUGGCUCCAGGGUAAGGGAAUGAUCCUUGUCAUGUUGGCUCAGUUCUUCGGGGCUUCCAUGAAUGUCAUGACUCAAAUUUUAGAAAGAAAGGGAAGGAAUGGAGAAGGGUUUCAUCCGUUUCAGAUCCUGUUCGCCCGCAUGUCCAUCACAGUCAUAGUCAGUUAUCUGUACAUGUGGUACACCAAAGUCCCUCAUCCGUUUGGGACCCGCCCUGUACUUCAUCUUCUUCUGCUUCGUGCAACCGGCGGCUUCUUUGGCGUUUAUGGGCUUUACUACUCCGUUCAAUACCUACCACUGUCAGAAGCCACAGUGUUAACUUUUCUGGCACCUAUCCUUACCUGCUACGCCUGCUCUCUGUUCAUUCCCAAUGAGUCCUUCACACGCAAGCAACAGCUCGCUGGUGUGGUGUCGCUAGUUGGUGUGGUUCUGAUCGCACGGCCUUUCUCGCUUUUUUCAAACGGAAAUCCCCCCGGCAGCGGGGAGCAGCCUGAUUCAGAGGAUGAAUACCACCAUAUUCUAGCAAUCGUCAUGGCGCUCAUGGGAGUCAUGGGGGCGUCUUGCGCGUACUCGACUAUCCGAAUGAUCGGACAACGCUGUCAUCCGCUAGUGUCCGUGACAUAUUUUUCCUCGUUCACGACUAUUGUGUCGACCGUGGCCAUCCUGGUGAUGCCUUCCAUUGCUCUGGAACUACCGGGCACCCCAUUAGAAUGGACGCUGCUCUUGAGCCUUGGUGUUUGUGGGUUCCUGCUGCAGUUCCUCUUGACCGCUGGUCUGUCGUACGUGCCUCCGCCAAGGAAAUCGUCGACGUCGGAACAGCAUCGUCGAUAUGGAAGCGAUGGGAAUGAUGAACCAAAGGCGGAGUCGCGCAGCUCAUCCGGAUCGCGGGCCACGUCUAUGAUAUAUAUGCAGAUGGUCUUUGCUUUGUUUUAUGACCGUGUUGUGUGGGGAAGUACUCUGUCUCUCUUGAGUUGGAUGGGAUCUGGUCUGAUCUUAGGAAGCGCCAUCUAUGUGGCCGUCGUCCGGGAAGCGCCCGCAGCUGCCACUAGGGAAGAUGAGAAUGAGACGAACUGAGUACUACUAGGAAACGGAAACGGAAAUGGA